AUGUCUCUGGAAGAAUCUUUCGCCAAGUUGUGCGUAGAACCACAAUCUGAUGCCACUGUUGUCAAGGCGUUGGUUUUCAAGCCCAAAACGCCCAAGUCAGCUACACCUGUUCCCAUCGUUGUAGUUGCCUUGUUAUCAACUACCACUCCAUCUCCAUUGAUUGCAAGUGCGACAAGCACUAAAGACCCAAGAUUGGCCCGUGAUGACUUAUUUAAAGAUGUUUUCAAUUGUAGUACUGCCAAAGAAUUUCAUCUAGGACAUCUGGCACAAGCUAAUUCCGAAUUCAAACUAUUGGUUGAUGAUAAGCUAAGCAAGCUCGCUGGAUCAACUAUAUGCAACGUUAACCAGAAAUUUCUUCAACAAGAACAACUUUCUGACUACUUGGAACAGUUCUCUCCUGAGGUGGUUGACUUCUCUCAAGAGCUACCAAGUAAAGAAACUAAAAAGCCAGCUCCUGUUGCUGCUGCGAAAUCCGCUGCUCUUGAAGAUGCAAAAUUAAUCGGUAUUACAGUCGACAAGGCUCUUGAUUUCUCCGGUUGGUAUCAACAGAUCUUGACCAAGGGUGAGAUGCUUGAUUAUUACGAUGUUUCUGGUUGUUACAUUUUAAGACCCGCAUCUUACGCCAUUUGGGAGGUCAUUCAAAGAUGGUUCGAUGAUCGUAUUAAGUCCUUGGGUGUUCAGAAUGCCUACUUCCCAAUGUUUGUUUCUUCUCGUGUAUUGGAGAAAGAAAAGGAUCACAUUGAAGGUUUCGCUCCGGAGGUUGCUUGGGUCACUAGAGCCGGAUCUUCUGAACUAGAGGAGCCAAUUGCCAUUAGGCCAACUUCUGAAACAGUUAUGUAUCCUUACUAUGCCAAGUGGGUUCAAUCAUACAGAGAUUUGCCUAUCAAGCUCAACCAAUGGAAUUCCGUUGUCAGAUGGGAGUUCAAGCAUCCUCAACCUUUCCUCAGAACCAGGGAGUUCUUGUGGCAGGAGGGUCACACUGCCCACUUAGCAGAGGAAGACGCCAAGGAGGAAGUUCUUCAAAUUCUUGACUUCUACGCCGGUGUUUACGAAGAAUUAUUAGCUGUUCCAGUUGUAAAGGGUAGAAAAACCGAAAAGGAGAAGUUCGCUGGUGGUGACUUCACGACUACCUGUGAAGGUUAUAUUCCUCAGACUGGUCGUGGUAUUCAAGGUGCAACAUCUCAUCAUUUGGGUCAAAAUUUCUCUAAGAUGUUUAACAUCAGCGUGGAAAAUCCACAGGGUCCUGAAUUCCCCAAGGUUUUUGCCUACCAAAACUCUUGGGGUUUAAGUACCCGUGUUAUUGGUGUGAUGGUUAUGAUUCACUCUGAUAACAAGGGUCUCGUGAUUCCACCUAGAGUUUCUCAAUACCAAUGUGUCGUUUUACCAGUUGGUAUCACCGCUAAAACUUCCGACGAACAAAGGAUUGCCAUUCACCAAGCCGCCAAAAAGGUCGAAGAUAGAUUGCAUACAGCAAAAAUUAGAGUCUUUGGUGACUAUAAUGACAACUACACUCCUGGUUGGAAAUUUGCACAAUACGAAUUAAAGGGUGUUCCUUUGAGAAUAGAAUUAGGUCCUAAGGACAUGAGCAACGAGCAAGUCACCGUUGUCCGUAGAAAUGAUUCUCGUAAAUACACCGUCAAAUUAAACGAAUUGGAGACCCGUAUUCCAGAAAUUUUGGAAGAAAUGCAAAAGGACUUGUUUUUGAAGGCUAAGGAACUUUUUGACACUCAUAGAAAGAUUGUCAACGAAUGGAAAGAUUUUGUUCCUUCUUUGAAUAAGAAGAAUGUUAUUUUGUCUCCAUGGUGUGGUGUCAUGGAAUGUGAAGAGGAUAUCAAGGAUUCCUCAGCUAAGAAGGAUAAUGGUGAAGAAUUUGAAGCAGACGACAAGUCUCCAAGUAUGGGUGCCAAAUCUUUGUGCAUCCCAUUUGAGCAACCAGAAUUGAAGGAAGGUCAAAAGUGUGUAAAGUGUGACCGUCCAGCCAUUCAAUAUUGUAUGUUUGGUCGUUCAUACUAG
Lachancea fermentati is the source of this 2013-nucleotide messenger RNA. The record is from the annotation of a GenBank genome assembly. NCBI's taxonomy places the organism in Eukaryota, Fungi, Ascomycota, Saccharomycetes, Saccharomycetales, Saccharomycetaceae.